AUAUCUGUUUCUCUGUCCAUCUUUCAGCUUUAAUAGCUUGUUUUUUAAAGGUCAGGAUGGAAUUAUUUUGCAGAACAAUUUUUUUAAAAAUUUUUCUUGCUUUGUAUUGAUUUUUUUUUUAAUCUUUGCCUUCUUAGAAUUGAUAAUAAAUAUUGGUUCCAAGAUAGAAAGAAAAUUGGUGAGGGCUGGACCAUUGGGGUCUCACAGCUAGGAAGUGGCCUGAGGCCAGAUUUGAACCAGACCUUCUGUCUCCAGGCCUGGCUCUCUAUCUAGUAAACCAUCUGGUCACCCCUUUUGUAUUUUUAGUUUUUGCCCCAAGAAGUUGAUGUUCUCUGCCAACACACAACUGAUUCAGGGAUGCCUCCCACACCAGUAAUGCUUUGUUAACUAUUUUUUUAAAAUAUUAAAUUGUAAGGGCUAGGCAUUUGGGCUUAAGUGACUUGCCACAGUUCACAUAACUAGGAAGUGUCUGAGGACAAAUUUGAACCUGGCUUCCCCCUCUCUUUAAAUUUUAACCAAUUUCAUUUUUGUUAUUAGUGGUUACGCCUCUUUCCUUAUCCUUCUUUUACCUGAUGAAAUCUUUGAGGGCAAGACUGGCUUUUCAUUUUCUUUGUAUCCCCAAUACUGAACAAAUAGUCAGCAUUUAAUGCUUGUUGAAUUGGAAUGGGGAUGGUAAAGUGGUUAGGUAGCACAGAGGGUUAAGAGCUGAAUCUGGAAUUUGACUGACCUAAAUGGAAAUCCAGCCUCAGAUACCCACGGGUUGUGUGAUUUUGGACAAGUCACUUCUAUUUUCCUUAGUUGUAAAAUGGGGGUAAUGAUAGCACUUACCUCAGGUUUUUUUUGAGGAUUGGAUGAGAUAUCAAGUGUUUAGCACAGUGCCUGACACAGUAGGUACUAUAUUAAUGUUGGCUAUUAAGCGAUUUAUGAGUUUGCAAUAAUGCACAUUAAUGGUGUUUUGCAAACAAAUUACACAGGUAACAUUAAUAAGGAAAAAUUCUAGUGUAAGAGUUUUCUAGACUUCUUUUCAUAAAAUUCUAUAAAUGCAGAGAAUCAAAAAAGUGCAUCUUGCUACCACUUCAGAGAGAGCCACAAACAGUGGAAGAGAACAUAAAUGUAAAUCCUGAUGUAAUAAUUGUUAUCCUGGGCAAAUCACUGAACUUCCCAGUCCCCUCCCUAAGCAACUUAAAUAUUGCAAAAAUGGUUGCCAAUCUACAUUGGUGGAGGGUGUUUUCUUAGUAUACCAAUAGUCAAAGAUCUGUUUAGGAAAAUCUGGCUUGAUCUCACCACUAGGCCUAGGGAGAUAAACCAAGUUUACAUAAGUGUCCUUUUGGAUAUCAAAAUGGAUUAGCAGAAUGGGAUGCCACUGAAACUUGGACUCAUUUGGGGCUUUUGUAGUGGUUUGGAGUGAAUCACCCACCAAGGAGCAGAGUCUGGGGCUGAAUCUAGUUGGGGAAGAAUAUAUGAAUACAGGCCUAGAAGUUCACAGGAAUGCAGGUGAAGAAACAAUGAGUUAUGCAAGUGACUUGUCCAAGGCUACCUAAAGGUUAAGCUGGGAUUUGAAACCAUUUUGUCUGCACGCCCAACAGUACUGAUGCUCUGGUCCUCUUGGAGCAAGGGUUUCUUAAUCAUUUUUUGUGUUACACACCCCAUGGCAUUGGACCUCAAAAUAACCUGGUAUAAAGAAAACCAGUCAUGCAGAAAUGAUGUUAUUUUCUUUUCCCAUCCAAGUUGACAGGUUAAGAAUCCCUUAAAAAGGGAUAGGAAUCUCAGGCUAACCAGCCUUUGAGGGUCCCUUCUCAAGGUCAGGUUUAUCUCUUCAUCCUAAACAAAGUGACCACUAAGUCAUCUCAUUAACUGGUUGGGUGUCCUUGGACAAGUCACUUCUCUCUAGGACUUUUCUCACAUAAAAUGAAGAGAGGGCGGAGGGGCAGCUAGGUAGGUGGCUCCAUGGAUAGAGUGUCAAGCUUGAAGUUGGGAGGUUCUGGGCUCAAAUUUGUUCUCAGACACUACCUAGGUAUGGGAUCCUGGUUAAGUCGCUUAACCCCCGUUGUCUAGCCCUUGCCCUUCUAUCUUGGAGUUGUUACUAAGACAGAAAGUAAGGGUUCUUUAAAAAAGAGGGGGUGGUUGUAGAUUAGGUGAACUAGUGUGACAGCGUGAUUGAUGCACUUUCUGCUCUGCUACCUAGACCUUGAUGUCUAACAUGAGUUUAGACUGGAUAAGCUGGUGCCAUCCCAGUUCUAACUGAUGCUACAAUUCUCUUCAGCUGUUCUUUACCAUUGGUCCAUGAUGUAAUCUGUUCUUGUCUUACAAAGGAGGAGACUGAGGCACUGAGUCAGUGGCUGGCUGAAGUUCAUCGAAUGAUCUUUGGUAAUGGAAUGACCAGAACAGCAUCCUUAAGGAGACAAAUUUUUUUCUUUUUUUUUCAGGAAUGGAGUUUGACUUAAUACACAUUAUGUGCCUGGCACUGUUAAGCUUUAGGCAUACAAAAAAGAGGGAGCAGACAAUUCCUGAGCUCAAAAGCCUUGUGAACUAACGGGAGGCAAAUUUAUGCAAAAGCCUACAUACAGGAAAAAGAGAAAAUAGCCCUAGCCCUGAAGGUACUACUAAAAACCGCUGGAGGCCUUCUCCCUGGCACUAACUCCAUUUUGACAAGAGGCCAGGACUAGCUUCUCCCCACCCCCAACUUCUCCAACACACCUGCAUAUAUCACAGUUUCAGGGAAAAGUCAAACAAUGACCCAUAUAUAGAGAGCCCUGCAUUCAGCUGUUUGAAAACAAUGGAUUUGAUCCCUUUUGUUCUAGGUCUUCAUGAGCUCUUGGGUAUGAACAGGAGGGUCAUGCCCUUAGCUUUCUUGUAUAUAUGUGACAUUUGGAACUUCCCCUUGUCCAUCACAGCUGCCCUGGGUCUGGGCCCCAGCCCUAGACCAAGUUGAAAUCGUUUCUCUUGAAUGCCUGUGAAGUCUCCUUGCACCAUAAGCCUGUGGUGGUCUCACAGAUGCUGUCGCUAGAGGUGUUCCCUCUCCCAGUGUAGAUGGACCAUAGCACUGCAUAGGAGGUUACAAGGUAUAUCCACCAGGAGCCAGAGUUUGGAUUUCAAAAAAAGCCUGUCUUAUAAAUCAGUACCUGAGUCUGUCUGCCAGGACACUGUCAAAACCCCCAUCCAUGUUGCCCUCAUGUAAUUUUUUUGUCUUUUUCAAGGAGGACCUUUAUUUUCAGCAUAAAGGCUGGUAAGAAUGUUUUUGCCUUGUGUCUUAGAAAUCUAAUUGAAAAAUAUUUUAAGUGAGAAGCUCAGGGCAGGAAGUGGCUUCAGGGUAAAAGGAGAGACAAAAGCUAAUAGACAAAAUCCAAGAAAUGAACCAGCAGGAAAACAAAUAUCUUUAAAUGAAUUUGCAGUGUGGUGAAUUUGCAGUGUAGACAAAUGAAGUCCUUGACUUCAUAGGUAUUAUGGAGGCAGAGGAAACCUUUGAUUGGAAUGUGGUUCUGGGUAGCAGGAAAGAGUGCCAGAGAGGCACUGUGCUAAGUGCUUUGCAAAUAACCCAUUUGGUCCUCAUAGCAACCAUGGCAAGCAGAUACUAAUAUGAUGCCUAUUUCACAGUUGGGGAAACUGAGGCAAAUAGGUUAAUUGACUUGCCCAGGAGCACACAGCUGGUAGGUGUUUGAGGUCAGAUUCAAACUCAGGACUUCCUCGCUCUAGGCCCAGUGCUUUACCACCUAGCUACCUUUACAAGUAUACAUUGUACAAAAGAAAUCACAUGGGUAAAAGAUAGGUUAAAGAAGCAGUGUAUAAAGAAAUUCACAAAGAAUUCUAGGAGCUGGAGGAGGGAAAGCAUGAAGAUUUGCUUAGAUGAAGGUCAAUGCAGAGAUAUUUUGUCAUCCAAACAUACUAUAGGCCACCUAGACAGGAAGAAGUAGAUGAAUUUGGGAAACAUUACACACCUGGCACAAAGGUAAUAUAUAAAUGGCACUGUGGAUAGAGCACCAGGAGAUGAGGGGUCCUGGGUUAAAAUAUAGCCUCACUAGUUGUGUGAUUUUGAGCAAGUCACUUAAUCCCUAUUGCCUACUUAUUGAUUCUAAGACAGAAGGUAAGUCCUAAAAAGAAAAAUGUUAUACAAUUGUGGGAGUCACUCCAAUUAUCUAGGCAUAACUGGCAGUUUGGGGAUAGUGCAGAAAUAAAUGACCAUUGCCCCCUUGAAUUUUAGGUAGAGGGGAGGAAAACUUAUGUGAUCUUUCAUUCUUGUUUUUGGGAAAACAUUACAAAAUCUUUUCUAGAAAGAUUAGUGAGGGUUCCUUUGAGGAAGAAUAGCAAGAGAUUUUGUGAGAAUAAUAUCUGGAAGGCUAAAGCGGGGCAUGGACUUUAAUUUUGUGACAAAUGCUCAUGCAAUGAAAAGUGGGCAAUGGGAAGAGCCAGGCAGGGAUUAAAAGUAGUGGUUGGCAUGGAUGGAAGAUGAUUGGAUGGAUAGAAGACAUAUUUUCUUGGCCAAGGAAAAUGAUCUUCAGGCACAGAAAGACAGGGUAAAAGUGGACCCAGAAUGGGAACAUGGGCAAAGAUAUGCUAAGUGAUUCUUCAUUGAGUUCGUUGUUAAGCCCAGAGGCACAUCAGAAUACUUAGGAGAGAAUUUGAAAAAUCAGUGAUCACUGAAGGCUUGUGAAUAAGGGAAGAAGUGCUGAUGGUGAAAAUGGGCAACUAUCUGCUAUCAGAGAUGAGGUCAGAAAAGAGGGUACUGUAAUAGUCCAGACAAGCAGUGAUAUAGAUAGCCAAGGGAUGGGGAGAGGUGGUUCUAAAAGGAAGAAAUUCAACCUGUUUAUGGUUAUAGAAAAAAAAUGCCACAGAUCACUCAUUAUUGGAGAAAUGAAAUUAAAGCAACUCUGAAGUUCCUUCCACCUUACACCCAUCAGAUUAGCAAAGUUAAUUUGCCACAAAAUGUUAAAUGUAGAAGGAGCUCAAGGAAAAUAUGUAUAUUAAGGGACUGUUGGUCUGUGAAUUGGUUUGGCUUUUCUGGAAAAUCAUUUGGAACGAUGCCCAAAGAUAUUAGACUACAUACCCGUUGAACCAACCAGCAAUAAUUUAACUAGGUUUAUAACCCAAAAAGAUCAAGGAUCAAGGAAAGAAAAGAUCUUAAACAUAAAAAAUUAAUAACAGCUUUUUUUUUUGUAGUAGCAAAAAAAAAAAAAGAAUCCCAAAGACAAAAACCAUCCAGGAAACUAGGGACCUAUCAACUGGGGAAUGAGCUGAACAAAUUAUGGUAUAUGAAUAAAAUGGAAUGUUAUUGCACUGUAAAAAAUGAAAACAGGGCAGCUGGGUAGCUUAGUGGAUUGAGAGCCAGACCUAGAGAUGGGAAGUCCUAGGUUCAAAUCUGACCUAAGACAAUUCCCAGCUGUGUGACUCUGGGCAAGUCACUUGACCCCAUAGCCUAGCCCUUACCACUCUUCUGCCUUGGAACCAAUACACAGUAUUGAUUCCAAGAUGGAAGGUAAGGGUUAAAAAAAAUUGAUAACAGUUUCAAAAGAACCUGAGAAGCUAGUGUGAAUCGAUGCACAAUGAAGUAUAUAUAUCCAGGUUAACAGUUUGUUUUACAGCCACAUCAUGGUAAAAAUGAACAAUUCUGAAAGAAUUAGGAGCCCUCAUUGAUGGCAUGAUCAAGAGUACUUCCAGAGGACCAGUGGUGAAGAAUGCAACCCCUCUUCUAACAUAGAUAUGACUGACUCAUGGUGCAGAAUAAGACACAUUUGGGAACAUAAUUGGUGUGGGAAUUUUGGUUUCACUAUGCUUGUUUGUUACAAGGACAGAAGGAGGUGAUAAGGAAGUGAGGGAGGAAAAAAAUGCUUGUUAAUUGGAAAAAAAAUUUAAAGUGUUUCAUGAAUUUGGGAAACAAAUAUAUUUAAUAGCAAAUGUCAGAGGUGUGAUGUUAAAGUAUUUUAAAAUGUGUAGGGAUUUCUUCAGAGCUUCUCGUUGCUAAGCAGUUUUGAAAUUUCUCAAUCUUUGUGUAGAGUCAAAGCAUGAGGAACAACCCUAGGAGGGGGGUAUCAGAGGGAGGAAGGAGAAGAAACUGAGUACUAGUAAGAGGGGGGAAGAGUAUCCAAAAAGGGUCCUAAGUACCAAUGAGGAACACUAAAUAGGAAUGAAAAAGUCUGUCUAGGUAUCUUCAGUGCCUUGCUUUUUAAGUUAGAUUUUUACCAGGGAGGGGAGGAUGGGUACUAGGGAUACAGACAAAGUACCAGAUAUUGGAACUGAUUCCCAGUUAGUCAAUCAAUGAACAGCCAAUUUAUUAAAGGCUUAUAUGCCAUCAUUGUGCCAAUAAUAAUAAUUAGCAUUUACAUAACACAUGAAGGUUUGCAGUGCUCUCUACAUAGAUAGAUUGCUAAUCUAUUCUUACAACCCUGUGAAAAUUAGGUGCUCUUAUCUCCAUUUUUACAGAUGGGAAAAUAGAGUUAACUUACCGAGGUCACAUAGCUAAUAAGUAUCUGGAUUCAAACUCUGGUCUUCCUGACUGGAGGGCCACUGUACCUCUUCUGCUUCAGUUGCUACCCUGAGGAUACAAAGACAAAAACAGUCACUACUCUCAGAGUUCACAUUCUACCCAAGAGAGAAAGUCUGAGAAGGAAAAGAAAAACAGAGAAGGGAGGAAGAGUGCCAAGGAUGGGGGGUGGAUGUGACCUUGGGCAAGUCUCUUAGCUUUCCCUGGCUUUGACAUCCUGUUAUCUGUAAAAAAGAGGGGUUAUAUGAGACGGUCACUAAGGUCCCUUCUCACUUUAGAUCUGUGACAUGGGGCAGCUGGGUGGUUCAGUGGAGAGAGUGCUCAGACCUGUAGUCUGGAGGUCCUGGGUUCAAAAUAGGUCUCAAAUCUAGCUCGCUGACCCUGUGGGUAAGACACAACUCCCAUUGCUGAGCCCUUACUGCUCUUCUGCCUUAGAACCAAUAUUGAUUCUAUAAGAUAAGGGUUAAAAAAAAAAAGAUCUGUGACAGGAUCCGGGUGGUCGAAGUGGGGGUGGGCUCUGCGUCACAGGCGGGGGGCGUGUGCUGGGCUUCUCAGCCCGGUGACACUCCGUCUGCUAGAGGGCGGGCAGGUGGGCUCUGGGGACUCCGCGAUUGCCGGGCGAUGCAUUUCUGAACCCGAUGACUGGGGCCAGAGGACCGGCAGCAGGUGGUCUCUGAGGGGAGGGCGGGCAGGUGGGCUCUGCGGGGGCGCCGUGACUCCGGGGCGAUGCGUUCCUGCCCCCGAUGACAGGGGCCCAUGAAUCACGCGGGGCUGGCACGGGACCCUGCCUGGCCCGUCCUUUGAAGGGACGUCCCCGUGGCCAUAAAAGUGGCCUCCAUCCUGUGGCUUCACGGCUAGAGGACUGUGGAGAUGACGAGACUUGUGCUCCGGGUCGGUAAGUGUGUCCAGAUCCCGCGAUGCUUCCUCGCUCCCAGCCCCAGUCUCUUUCAGACAGGUGUGCCGAGUCCCCCGCUCUGCCCCGCCGACGCUCCUCACCUCAGCGACGAGAAGGGGCUGCGGGGAGCCUCGGGAAGGACGGACUCGAAUGCUCGCGGCUCUCCUGCAGAGCUUCUCUGCCUCUGAAAGGCUGGGCACCUCUCCGGGUGGCUGUGAGGGGUCGGGGCGGGGGGAGGGGGCUGCUCCCGUGGGAGUUUGGGCAAAUCUCGUCACUUCCUCGGGACUCCGGCUCUUCUGCCAAAGGGGAAUACAAACAUUGGCACUCGGACCCUGGUUUAACCCUCAUGCUCCAGCUCCAGCUGGGUGCCUCCUUCAAACUGGUGUGCUACUUCACCAGCUGGGCCCAGUACCGCCCGGGGCCUGCCUUAGUCUUCCCCAAGGACCUGGACCCCCAUCUCUGCACCCACCUGGUGUACGCCUUUGCUUCGAUGCACAACAACAGGAUUAUCCCGGGAGAGAAGGAUGAUGAAAAGGAGAUCUAUCCACAGCUUAUCAAGCUCAAGGAAAGAAACAAGGAACUCCGAACGCUGCUGUCCAUCGGGGGCUGGAACUUUGGCACGAGCAGAUUUACCACAAUGCUCUCCACGCGUGAGAACCGGAAAAGCUUCAUCUCCUCAGUCAUUGACUUCUUGCGGAAGCACUCCUUUGAUGGGCUUGAUCUUUUCUUCCAGUACCCGACAUUUAGGGGAAGUCCUUUCCAGGACCGGGACCGGUUCUCCUUCCUGAUCCGAGAACUCCUGCUUGCAUUCCGUAAAGAGUCCAAGGCCACUAGGAAACGCAGGCUGCUGGUCACUGCGGCUGUGUCUGGUGACUAUCACAUCAUCAACCUUGCCUAUGACGUGGCCUACAUUGGCAGUAUUCUGGAUUAUAUCAGUGUCUUGACUUUUGACUUCCACGGAAGUUGGGAUAUGGUCACUGGGCACAAUAGCCCCCUGUAUGGAUCAAGUUGGAAAAGGAAGCAAGGAGACUACUUAAAUUGUGAAUUUGCCAUGAAGCUGUGGGAAGAGAAGGGAGCUCCCCGAGAGAAGCUCAUCAUGGGGUUUCCUACCUAUGGACGUACCUUUGACAUUCUGAGCUCUAACAAGGGAGUAGGGGCUCCUGCUUUUGGACCAGCAUCCCCUGGGAAUUAUACUCAGGAAUCUGGGUUAUGGGCUUAUUAUGAGAUCUGUCCCUUCCUCAAGAAGGCCACUGUGAAAUGGGUUGAUCAGCAAAGAGUCCCCUAUGCUUAUAAGAAGAAUGACUGGCUCAGUUAUGAUGAUACCCACAGCUUUGCUUAUAAAGCAUGGUUCAUAAGGGAAAAACAAUAUGGAGGAGCCAUGGUAUGGUCCUUGGAUCUGGAUGACUUCAGGGGCUCUUUCUGUGGGCAGGGUCGUUUCCCUCUUGUUAAUACGUUAAAGGACCUCUUGACUGAGAGUAAGUUCCACUCAACUCUUCCACCUCCAACGAACCUCCAGAUUCCUCUUGAUGUUUCUACUUUGACCCCUCAAAGGAAGACUUCUCCCCAUCAAGAAAUGCCAGGACCUCUUAAUACCACCCCUUACAAUUUGGAGGUGACUCCAACAUCUUACCGUAAUUCCAGCACUCAGAAUGUACACAAGCUGAACUUUAUUACUCAGUGGCUGAAGAAGACCUCCUCUGCUCCUAGAUAUACUACUGUUCCACCUGUUGGUAGCACCCCAUCUCAGAGCAUCCACACCUUGAAAGCAAGCACCCAGGUUCCACUGAAGAAGACCUCCUCUGCUCCUAGAUAUACUUCUGUUCCACCUGUUGGUAGCACCCCUCCUCAGGGCACCCACACCUUGAAAGCAAGCACCCAGGUUCCACUGAAGAAGACCUCCUCUGCUCCUAGAUAUACUUCUGUUCCACCUGUUGGUAGCACCCCUCCUCAGGACACCCACACCUUGAAAGCAAGCACCCAGGUUCCUGGUAACCCCACCAUUCUCCAUGUAGAUAGGAAAAGCCCCCCUACUGGCUCCACUGUCCCUUCUCACAAUUUUCCCAUCUCCAAACCAGUACCCCCCACUACAAACCGGAAUACUUCUCUGUAGAUAUAGAAAAAGAACCUGUGGUACCCAGAAAGAGAAGGGAAAACUCUGGGCCUUCUGAAGCUGCAAGUGUUGGACAAGUCUCAUUUGUUAGAAUAGAGACAUGAGGCACCUGAGCUCAUCUUUUUAAAACAUGUUGUUUUUUUUAAUGAAUAAAACAGAUGAAUUUAAGAA
Molecule: messenger RNA, 9651 nt
Organism: Monodelphis domestica (gray short-tailed opossum)
Lineage: Eukaryota; Metazoa; Chordata; Mammalia; Didelphimorphia; Didelphidae
Product: oviduct-specific glycoprotein
Biological process (GO): chitin catabolic process; carbohydrate metabolic process
Cellular component (GO): extracellular region
Molecular function (GO): chitinase activity; chitin binding
Source: RefSeq, a predicted model, not a curated record